Molecule: messenger RNA, 2415 nt
Organism: Morus notabilis
Lineage: Eukaryota; Viridiplantae; Streptophyta; Magnoliopsida; Rosales; Moraceae
Product: putative UDP-glucose glucosyltransferase
Exons: 7
Molecular function (GO): UDP-glycosyltransferase activity
Source: RefSeq, a predicted model, not a curated record
AAAGAUAUCCAAAAGUACCCCAACGACAACCCAGAAGACAAAACGACCCCUUUUAUCGGCUUCGAUUUCUUUGACGACGGCAUACCGGACGACGAUAGCAGGCGCAGCGACUUCGAUUUCUACUUCUCACGACUCGAGAAAGCCGGUAAAGAAUCAAUUCCUCAACUGAUCAAGAAGCUAAACGACAACGGUCGUCCCGUUUCGUGCCUCGUCAACAACCCCUUCAUCCCGUGGGCCUGUGACGUGGCCGAAGAUCUCAAGAUCCCCUGGGCCACUCUCUGGGUGCAAUCGUCUGCCGUGUUCGCAGUUUACUACCAUUUCUUCCACCAAACGGUGCCGUUUCCUUCCGAGGCAGAACCGGAUAUCGACGUCCAGUUGACGAGCAUGCCGGCUCUGAAACGCGACGAGAUUCCCAGCUUCCUGAUAGCUGGGAAUCCGUACGAGGUUUUUGGAAAAACGAUCUUGGAACAGUUCAAGAAUCUCUCCAAGUCGUUCUGCGUGUUGGCAGACACUUUCGAAGAGCUUGAGCAGGACAUCAUUAGGGCCUUGUCCGGGUUCUGCAUGGUGAGGCCCAUUGGGCCUUUAUUCAAAGGCCCAAAAGAUAUCGCCGUGACUCGCGGCAGCGAGUGCUUAGAAUGGCUGGAUUCCAAGCCGCCGUCGACGGUGGUUUACAUAUCGUUUGGGACGGUUGCUUACUUGAAGCAGGAACAAGUGGAUGAGAUGGCUCACGGCGUUUUGAAUUCUGGGAUGUCGUUUUUGUGGGUGAUGAGGCCUCCUAAGAAAGAGUCGGGAUUAAAGCCUCACGUUUUACCGGAAGGGUUUUUGGAGACGAUUGGAGACAGAGGAAAGUUUGUAGAAUGGAGCCCGCAAGAACGGGUCUUGGCUCACCCGUCGGUGACGUGUUUUCUGACUCACUGCGGUUGGAACUCGUCGGUGGAAGCGCUUACUUUGGGUGUACCGGUGGUGUGCUUUCCUCAGUGGGGAGACCAAGUCACGAAUGCCAAGUUCUUGGUUGAUGUUUUUGGUGUUGGGGUUAGAUUGGGCCGUGGUGAGGCUGAAAAUAGAGUGGUUCCGAGGGAUGAGGUGGAGAGGUGUUUGGUGGAAGCGACGGUCGGAGAGAAGGCGGCGGAGAUGAAGAGGAAUGCGGUGAGGUGGAAGAAGGCAGCGGAAGAGGCGGUGGAGAAGGGUGGUUUGUCUGAUCGGAAUCUUGACGAAUUUGUGGAGGAAAUAAGGAGCAGAAGUGUUAUGGCGGCUGCCUGUCAGUACAGUGCCAUCAUUGCAGCGAGUUUCUCGGGCAGUGGAGCGGUCUUGUCAAUCAUGUCAACAGUCACGUCUCCUGUUAGAGGUCGAGAGGUCUCCACGUCCAGGGUCAAGGACGACCCUGAGGAAGCUAUGACGUCGAGCACAGCAUCGAUCGACGACGGAGAUUCUCUGCUUCAACUGGCAGAGGAAUACGCUGAGGGGUCGGUCUCGACCCCUCAGCCAGAUGAGCUCAUUCUCCUCGACGAUAAGGAUGAUGGUCUACGGGUCGGCCCCUCUAUAGAUCGUGGCUAUGGGGUGGUGUCGACGAGUGGCAUCUCGGGUGAAGUUCCUUCUCGACCAAAGCUUUCUUCUGCUACUCUAGCGCUGGUCGAGCAAAUCCUAUCUCUUUCCAACUCCAGCCGUAGCUCUACCGUUCUCAAUACACCGGAGAACCACCGGUUGUACGGUCUGGUCGUCACUCUCGACCCUCCACGCCAACCAGUCGUCCCUCCUGCAGAUUUCCUCAAAGCCAUGUCAUCCACCAUGAGGUACGUUCUCCCGAGCAAGUCAAAGAAGAACAAGGGAGAAGCCUCCUCUAAGUCAUCGGGGAAAGGCGCCGAUGUAGCUUCCAACUUGGAGGUUCCUCCUGCGCCUGAGGAGCCCUUUGUGAUGCCAGGGUCGAAGAUUAACAACCCCCAAUUUCAGGUGUCUGAUGUGAUCGACCACCACCUUAACGAGGCUCUUCGGCUCCCUCAUCGCUUUAGCCUUCCCAUCCAGGCUAUCUACACGCACUUUCAUGAGGACUCUUGGAACAACUUUGCUGGGAUGGGCCUUCUAGAGAGCCAGUGCGUAGCUAUGAUGCGCCAAAUCUCGGACACCUCGUUGAAGGCUUCUGAGGAAGAGCUUAUAGCUCUCCGCGCUGCUCAGACCGAAUUCUCUAUGGAUUUGGAGGUCGAGAGGGCCAAGGUCCGAUCCCUUGAGGAGAAGAUCGCCAGGGAGACAAACGAGAGUUUCCAGAAGGGCUUCAACGAAGGAAGCUCGAAGGUGGUCAAGGCAUAUCUUUCCUCUCCCAACUUCCAGCAGAAGAAGCAGGACGCGGUCGAGGAAUUUAUGGCUUCCAAGGAGUUCUGCCGGUCGAUCGAUGCUCAACUGGAGACUUUUAAGCCAUCCUAA